This is a messenger RNA of Sabethes cyaneus, 1490 nucleotides long. RefSeq names its product GDP-D-glucose phosphorylase 1. Gene Ontology annotation, molecular function: GDP-D-glucose phosphorylase activity. Gene Ontology annotation, cellular component: cytoplasm. The coding region runs from base 22 to 1020 and encodes 332 amino acids. Lineage: Eukaryota; Metazoa; Arthropoda; Insecta; Diptera; Culicidae. Gene Ontology annotation, biological process: glucose metabolic process. The transcript has 3 exons. The record is from RefSeq and is a predicted model, not a curated record.
CGGACUAAUAAAGCUCAAGUGAUGGCAUCGUCAAUCGUUCGACUGGAGGACAUUCCAAACCUGCAGCAGCAGAUCGAAUCUCGCUGGUCGGAGUUGCACGACGCCAGCCAGCAACGAGGAGGUGUUUUUCGCUAUCAGCUGUCAAUCGAGCGGGAACGAGUGACCGACGGGAGCGCCGCUUUUCUUCUACAGCUCAAUCGGCAACGUACGACGGAGCGACGGCAGCCGGACAUCAUGGCCGGUCUGACGCCACCGUUCGAUCCCGAACGGUUCAAUUUUAACAAAGUGGAUUCACGGGAGUUGAUGCUGGAGUUUACGGUUGGUAACGUUGGAACACCGUUGGUUUCGAUUUUGAUCAACAAUAGUCCCCUGACGAGGAAUCACGUUCUGAUCGUUCCCGACCGAAGGCGGAACCUACCGCAAGUGCUAACCGAAGACGGUUUAACGGCAGCGGUUCAGCUGCUGUUAAACCUGCAGGAUCGCGACUACCGGGUGGUUUACAACAGUCCCGGAGCGUUAGCUUCGGUGAAUCAUCUCCAUUUGCAUCUGCUGCACGUUAAGCACAAGUUGUAUGUUGAAGAUGCCUGUCUCACCGAACUGGGAAACGGCUUGUAUCGGAUGGACAACCAACCGGCGAAAGCCUAUUGCUCGGUGUUCGACGCACUCGCGGGGACCACCGUCUCGGAAUUCACCCGCCAAGUGCACCGUCUAAUCCGGCUUCUAAUUGCGCACGACUUCGCUCACAACUUCAUGCUCACGUGGGACGGCGGUCGCGGCAAGCUGCGUGCCUUGGUCUACCCUCGGUUGGUGGCGUGCGAAAACAAACAAGUGGCCCCGUUCAAUGUGGCCGCCAGUGAGCUGAGCGGUUUCGUGCCGCUCGGAGUGGAAAGCACGUUCGAGCAGCUGGACGAACGCCGGCUGACGGCGUACUUCCAGGAGGCUCAGGGUAAGGAUCUCUACCGUACGCUGGAUGGCCUGCUGCUGUUGCAGGACGAAAAAAGACCGAACGCCAGGGAUUAACGACCAUUUUCGUCGGACACAAAGCCAACAGCAAGGGUUCGGGUGGAAGCAGAGCGAGGGUUGAUGAAUAAAUUAUUAUUGGCGGAGGGCUUGAUAAAUGGAUUUUCACGUUUCAUCAAUGCGUGCGUGCGUGUGUGUGUGUGUGUGUGGUUGAAAAAAUCGAGCGGGAGUUGCACCUGGGCGCGUCCGCGCCCCCGGGGAGACAAUCGGAUUGCUGUAAUGCGGAUUUUUAAUCUUAUUGCUUGCUUGGGUUGGGUUACCGUUGCGGUGGCCAACGCUGAUAGGAUUCAUCUCGAUUGGUUGCCGAAAGAAAAACGGCUGCUUGUUUAAUAUUUGCAAAUGAGAUUGGUUGUAAUCUGCUGCAAUGGUUCAUAAAUUGAACAUUUUUUUUAUUUAUGCCGGGAUGGGCAGCUAUAAGAGUUUCUCACUUAGUUUAGAAUAUAUUGAUAAAUUGCAAUAAAUUAAUUAUA